Messenger RNA from Drosophila takahashii, 7001 nucleotides. RefSeq names its product transcription factor Spt20 homolog (gene Spt20). The record is from RefSeq and is a predicted model, not a curated record. Gene Ontology annotation, biological process: regulation of transcription by RNA polymerase II. Gene Ontology annotation, molecular function: transcription coregulator activity. Gene Ontology annotation, cellular component: SAGA complex. Lineage: Eukaryota; Metazoa; Arthropoda; Insecta; Diptera; Drosophilidae.
ACGAUUGUUUGGCAUUCGCACGGCACGGAAUCGUACAGUACAUUUACAUUGCAAAAAAAAAGCAUAAAACAAAGUUUUAAAACAAUUAAAAGCGACCCAGCCACGGCGUAUUAUUAAAGAAGCAGCCCACUGUUGAUGCCCCAACCGCAGCAGAGCGCGGCGCCCAGCGAUUUGACGGAGUAGCAGCGCCAGAAAGCAGGGUUCGCAGGCAGAGGGGCGCAGAGAGAGAAAAUGUCACGCAAAGCAGAAGCAGCAGCAAAAGCAAAAGCAGAAGCAGCAGUGCAAGUGGAAAAAGAGUAAAGAAAAUACUCAGGGGAUUAGGGAUCAGGGAUCGCGGAUCUCGCCACUCGAAUCCUGAUCCUACGGAGAGGAGCAACCGAGAGCCUUUGGCGGCACAACCGAUGGGCAUCAUCAUCACCUGCUGCAAAAGCCAGCGAAAGUAGGAGACAACAAGGGAGCACUAAAAACUAAAACAUCCUGGCCGGGAUUGCUGAAAGAUUAAGGCUUGGAUGUCGUCGGUAACUGAGUGCGUUAUCCUACGUUGGGACUCCCCUAGCAAUCCGCUGCUGGCACCAUGCAAAGCCUGGACUCCUCAUGCCAAGAAGCCGACUUUAUUAUAAAUGACACGCUCAAGAAGUUAAAGGGCUCCAGCAAUGCGGACCAUGUCCAGGGUCUAACGGUCCACGCCCACGGCUCGGGCGUCGUCCACCAGGCGCAGUUCGUCCAGUACCAGGCGGGAUCGGGAUCCUCGCCGCAGCUGCAGCAGCAGCAGCAAUCCUACCACCAGCUGCCUCCUAAUCUCCAGCAGCAGCAGCAGCAGCAGUUCGCCUCCUCGAGCAGUAAAUCCUAUCUGGAGACCAGCCUACUGCAGGCCAUACCACAGAUUCCUGCCCAGCCGCCCAUUUGCAUCUUCGAUGACGACGAUUCGCCCACCGAGGGAACGGGCGGCUCUUUGGGCGGCCUGCUCACCGAGCCCACCUCGGCCACGCCCAGCGGUUUGCCCACUGCAAUUGCUCCAUCGCCCUCCACGUGCUCAUCCUCCACCACCACGCUGUCGAACUUCAAUUCGAUCACCUCGCCCUCGCCGGUGGUGCCCGAUCUGCUGCUCUCCACGCCGCCGGGCGUUAACUCCAGUCUGAGCAAUAGCAGCUCCUCGACGAGUAAAAAGUCCGAGAAACGGCCGGCAUCGGCACAACACCUGCACCACCAUCACCUCCACCAGACGCACAAUCAUCAUGUUUUGGCCUCGCCCACAUCGUCGCCGAACAAGCGCCAAAAGUCCAACAGCAGUAGCUCCUCUAGUCGCAGCUCAGCUCUACCCGCCGCCGCCGCCGCCUCAGUCUCCACGGCUACCUCCUCCUCCUCGUCGUCGCGAGGCGCUGGCGCCGCCGCCGCUGUCUCCUCCAACAAGCCACCUUCCUCCGCCUGCCAGUCGAGCGGGAGCAGCAGCAAGUUCUUCAAUCUGCACGAGAAAAUCAAGGAUCUGUACCUACAACUGCUGAGCAAUGACCUCAACUACUUUGCCGAAACAGGGCUAAAACAACGCACCCGCUCUUUUACACUCGAACGUCUGGUGGAGCGCGAGAAGCUCAACACAAUAGUGGUCAACCUGUAUCCAGGAAACAAAGGUUAUUCAUUGGCCCUGCACUACGAUGAGCACAUGCAGCUAAACCCGCAGACGAACGAAUGGUUCAAUGCAGACAAGGACAAAAAGCCGCCAGCGCUGGACGAAAGUCACUCAAAGGCAGCGGAGGCCAACUUUGGACUCGUGGAAGUGCUGCGUUGGCCCUACGAAAACGAUUUGCUGCUGCAGUGCAUCGAUCGCGAGAUGCUGCCGGAGUUUCUAAUGGAUCUAAUCGGCGCCGAAACGGUCAGUUUGUCGGACAGCGAGGGCACACGGGUGUACGCCAAGCCGAGCGUCUUCUAUGCCGGCUGCGUGAUUGCCCAGAUCCGCGACUUCCGCCAGACAUUUGCCACCUCAACGAAUAUCUGUGAUAUGAAGCACAUUCUGCUCAGGCCAACGAACGCCACUUUGUUCGCGGAGGUGCAGCAAAUGGGCAGCCAGUGGCCGGCGGAGGAUAAGCUGGCGCUGGAGAGCCAGCUGGUGUUGGCCACGGCGGAGCCGCUGUGUUUGGAACCGGAUCCAAGCAUAGGGCGGCAGGCCAUCAAUGCGCAGCAUCAGCGUCAGCUCUUCAACUCCCACGAACUGCGGCGCCAGAUGAAGAAGUUCACCCAAACGGCGAUCAAUCGGAAGCGCAAGCUGGAUCAGUUUACCCAUCAUCAUGGCCUCGAGUUGUGCGAUUAUCUGGCUCGUCUGCGCCAGCGACCGCGAACGGGGAGCAGCAGCAGUAGCGGCACAGCCACGGCUACGGCGCCCACCAAUAAUCCACUGGUGGGCGCCAUGCUCUCGUCGUUCACCUCGAAAGUCCCUCGACGGCCGCACGAGGUCAUCCGGCCCAUUCGUCCGCCCACACUCGAGUAUCCCGCCAAUCUGAAGGUGCCCGAACACGUGAUCAGCGUGGAAAAGUAUGCCAAGGCCUUCGAACCGCUGAAUGAAUUCAGUGAGGCCUGCAAGGAUGGCUGCCAGCCGAACUGCCGGCACAACUUCCAGCCGCAACUGAUAGAGGAAUAUGUGCUGGAAACAGAGCGCGAGGCCAGCGAAGGGCGAAGGGCUUUAUAUCACAUUAAGCUCUCCAUCUUUCAGCGGCCCUCCGAUGCCGAGUAUCUUGGUGAACUGUAUGUGGAUAGAGAUUAUCGGGAAGGCGAGCGAAAUGGCGAAUCUUGCCGCUUUGCUUUGGGCACGCGGGUGCAUGCCAAUCGAUACAUUCAGCAGUUCCGCGAGAUCUUCACCGAGGAGGGACGCAAGGCGGUCAAAAUCACGCAUUUGAUACCCGGCCAUGUGCCAAUUGUGACGCACACGGGUCUGACGAAUGAGCAGCGCAUCCUGUUGCAGCAACAGCAGCAGCAGCAACAACAGCAGCAGCGACAGGCUCAACUGCAGCAGCAGCAGCAACAACAGCAGCAGCAGCAGCCACAACAAGUUGUGAUUGUAGGCAAUCCUCAGCAGCAACAGCAGCAGCAGCAACAACCGCAGCAGCAGCAACAGCAACCCCAGCAACAGCUAUCCGCCACCGUGCAUCAUGUGGCUUUGCCGCGACAACAACUAACGCAAAAGACUCUGAAUUUGGCCGGAAGUAAUGUCAUCAAUGUACAGCAAAACUUUCGCCAGCAACCGGCGCAACAGCAGCAGCAGCAACAGCAGCAAACCUACACAAUUGAGGCAACGCAGCAGCAACAACAGGCUACAGCCCAGAUCGUCCCGCAACAACAGCAGCAGCAGCAACACAUUCACCUACAGCAGUUGGCCACCGGCAGCAGCAAUUCCUCCACAACAACUCACCAGGUUAGCCUGAGCAAUGGCUCACUGGUCCUUGUGCAGCAGCAACAGCCGCAACAGCAGCAGCAGUCGCAACAGCUGGCACAGGCACUGCAACACUCGGGCAUAACCAUCCAACCAGCCACCAUUCAGCAGCAGCAACAGCAGCAGCAGGUCAAGGGCACAACCGUCGUGGGGGCCAAUUCCGCAUUGCGUGCCCAGCUCAACUCAAAUGUGCCAAUUCUGCAAACGCAGCUGAAGGUUCAGCAGCAGCAGAUAUUGCAGAAGCAACAUCAACAGCAGCAACACCAGCAACAACAACAACAGACAACUGCCACUAGUAACAACAACAACAACAAUAAUAACAAUAUGAACAACAAUACGGCCAUACACCCAAAUCCAGCAAUAAAUGCCAUAGUGAACAGCAUUAUGAACUCUGCCAAUCAGUACCAACAACAGCAGCAGCAGCAACAACAGCAGCAACAGCAGCAACAUCAAACGGGCAACACACAAAGCAACAAUAACAACAAUAAUGGAGGCAACAACACCACGGCAACAACACUCAAAAACUCCAGCAAUGCCUCAAUUUUGAACCUGCUUAAUAGUGCUCCCGCUGCCAUGACCAGCACACCGGUGGCCAGUGGAACAUUCACCUCCUCCACGGGCCAACAGCAGCAACAACAACCGCAGACUUUGACGCUGGUGCAGCACCAGCAACAGACGACUCCCACCACCGCUGAUGCUGCCACAGCCACUUAUGUCCAAACCACCCGUGGAACACCCACGUUGGUGAGUGCGCAGCGAAAGCAGCAGCCCAGUGAGGUGCUGCAAAAUUUGUUGAAUGCCAAUCGAAAGACUACGACAACGUUUCGUACAAAUUCCGCUGGCAAUUUGAUAGCAGUUAACCUGAAUCAAGCGGGGCAGGCGCAUCAUCAGCAGGCGGGCGAUGGAAGUCAGACGGUGAGGGUGUCCAUGUCGGCACUCGCCUCCCAGUUGGCCUCUCCGCCGGCGGUGAUGACGAACCCGAACAGCACCCACAGCUACACAGUGAUCUCGUCGGGCAAUAGCGCAGCGGCGGCGGCGGCAGCAGCCUGGAUUCAGAGUCCAACGGGUCCCGUUCAGCAGCGAAUUUUGAGCACUCUGCGAAGGGACAGCACCACGGCGCCGCCCAACGCAAUUGUGGUGGGCAUGGCCGCCCCUUCGCCGGGCAGCGAUUCGAAUGCCUCGAAUGCCAGUGGCUUUGCGGUGCCCAACAAUCUGGCGUCCACUUCGAGUGGCGGUGGUGGUGGUGGAGCUUUGUCUGCACUGCUAACCAAUGCGGCGACGCCCUCGCCAUCGGGUUCGGAUCACUCGCAAUCGUCGCAGCAAAAUCAAGCGUUGCUCGAGAGGCUUAGCAAUGUCACCUCCAACGUUUCAGCCGUCUCCAUGCCACACAUGUCGCCGCAACAGCCGCAGGCGACGCAGUUUAUUACCAAAACUAUAGUUCAUUCGCCCGCCACUUCGUCAAUACACUCGCCCAUGUCUAGUCCGCAUCCGCAGCCCUCGGCGUCGCCGCAACAGCAGCAGCAACAACAGCAGCAACAGACAACCGCCACAUUAAACCUACAAGGCAUCAAUUUGUCCCAGCUCCAGGGAGCCAUGGCCAACUUUGCUGGCUUACAGAACGUGCAAGUUCAGAUACCCGGCUUCACGCAACCCAUUUCGCUGCAGUUCUCCGGGAAUAGUUUGCAGCAGCAGCAGCAGACGGGAAAUGCGGGUGCCACGGGUGCUGCAACAGCGCAGGGUCAACAGCGAAGUGUCCUGGUCUCGGUGCCCGUUUCCAGCCAGCAACAGCAACUGCCACACACGAUAACACUGCAGACGCAGCAGCAGCAGCAGCAACAUCAGCAGAACCAGCAGCAGCAGCAACAUGCUCCCCCAACGGGCACCAUUGUUAAUCUGCCUUCUGGUAAUCCAGGCAGCCAAACGGUGGUCAUAACGAACAAUGCCGGCGGAGGAGGAGUUUCGGCGGGAAGCAGCAAUAGUGGGAAUACAGGCGGCGGAGGAGGAGCCGUGCUAACUUUACCCAUUGCUCAAAUAGUCGGUGCCGGUGUUCAGAAACUAAAUCCUCAAACAAUACGUACCUCAAAUGUUGGUGGUGGUCUAGGUAUCGCCCAGCAGACGGUUCAGCAGACGGUCCAGCAGACGGUCCAGCAGCAGCAGCAGUCGCAGGGCGGCAACAGCACCGCAUCCAUCCAGCUAUUGGGCACCAUUCAGCCGCGAGCACGCAACGUCCAGGUGGUGGGCACCAAGCAACUGGCCAGCAGGCAGCUCAUCACCACCCAGCGGCAGAUUGGUGGCUCCACGCUCAAGCUGGCCACGACUCCGGUGAAUGCUGCCAAUGUGGUGACCAGCAGCGCCAGUCUAAGCACCACGCCAAUUGUGAUGUCGGGCCAGAAGCUGCAACUGAAAACGGUGAAGGCGCCCGUGCAACAGCAGCAGCAGCAGCAGCAACAGCCAAUGCAGCAGCAACACCGAAUACUCAACCAGCAGAGCACCGCCACGGUCUCCUCUCAGACACUGCCCAGUCCCAACCAGGUGCAGGUGCAGCAGCAGCAGCUGCAGCACAUACAGAUCGCCGGAAGGGCCACCACCACCGCCUCGGGGGGACUCAGCCAAAGGACACUGACUGCUUUGGCGGCGGCCAAGCAGCAGCAGCAACAACAGCAACAGGCUGCCGUCAAUCGACGGCGCUCCACCACCGAUGCGACCAAGUAAAGGAUGUGGAUUGAAGUGGCCAACGACUGAGAACUGAGAGAGCGUUGUGUAUUGCUUGAUAUUAUAGUUUAUGGUUACCUCCUAACUAUCACUACUAUCGUACAUUGUAUACCCAUAUUACUAUAUAUGUUUUGAUGUGUAAUCGUAAGUGUAAAUUGCAUGGGCAACUCAGCCUGGCCCCCCGCUUUUCGGCUCUACCGACUGCGCUUGUGUUAAUUGUGACCCCCUGGCAAAAACGAAUUAGGUGUAGAAGAGGUCUUAAUAAUAUUUAUCUAGUUGUAUAUACGCAUAUAUAUAUUGCAUACAUGUAUAUGUAUGGAAAUUGUUUCAACAUGUCCCGCGCCCAAAACGCCAUUUAAAAUACACAAGAAACACCUAUCAAUUUGGCUCCCAACUCCAAUUCGUUAAGUCCUAACACUAGCUCAUUAAGCGUGCUAAUUUUAAGCUGUAAAUCAGGGGAGGAGUCGCCGAAAACAAAAGGAAAGCAAUAAUAUGAGGAGGUAAAAUCAACAAAACACGUAAAUUAAUUGUAAAGAAAUUCUAAUUAUUACGAUUACGUUUAGCUAAGUGAGAGAGAGAGCAUGUGAACCGGGAUGGGGGUUCAUUUUAGCAAUUACAAAUAAUCAUAUUGUACUAUUAAAAUUAUUAUUGCUAAUUAUUUAAUCGAUUGCUUAGCCUAAGUUCACAAAAAAGAAGUGAAACACACACACACAUUUUAGUUUGUAAUGUACAAUUCGUAGCCUCAACCAAUUUAGUACUUCCAAUUGCAGAAACAUUAAAAAACGGAAAGCAAAAUACACAAAAAGUCAAAACUUAUUUAAACAAUUUAUUUGUAAUAGCGCAAUGUACAAUGAAACUAGAGCACCUG